AUGCAUCCUUCAAUCUACCACUUACUCGCCUUUCCCCCCCGCCCUACUUCCAUCUCCCGCACAACUUUCGGCCCAACACAUUCUCUUCUUCACACUCUCCCUGCUGCUCAUCCAUUCAUACCAAGCAUGCGUGCUCAGGCUUCAGGGAAAGGGUCAACUUGGGUCAACUUUUUCUUAUUGUCGUCAAGGCGAACCUUCAAGCAGCAGUUGGCCAAACAUGAACCAACCUUAUCUCCUUCGGUUAGGCAGGCAUUUACGUUCGAGAAAGGGCAUAGUUGGUGCCAAGUUGGUGCAAGUGUUUCCGAAGAGGCAUAUUAUACGAGGGUCGAAUUUCACGUGCUAAACCGGAACGAAUUCCAAGAGUCGAUCUUGACGCUUGUCGUGGAUGCACUGCUCGGCUGUCCUGUUGGAUCAGAUCAGCUGGUACAACCAGAAAAAUGGCUUCUGUGCUCGUCAGGCUACCGGCUAUGGAGCAUAAUCCACCGUUUGGCCGGACAAUUCCAGCAAGACUGCAAUUCAAACCGAUCUGGCCGCCAAAGAGGAAAAGUGAAAAGAUCCUCUCGAGUCAUUUGGUCAGUUGGAGAGUGUACCACAUCGCCAAGUGAUGCUGUGACCCGUCAAGACGCAUAUUGCCUCAGGCGGCAAGACAGUUCAAUUCCAGUCCCUACAGACGAUAGAACGAUGGAAACAACACAAUGCAUUGGUUUGUUGCCCGAACAAUACGUGUACUGUAUGAAUUUCAAAUAG
Molecule: messenger RNA, 747 nt
Organism: Protopolystoma xenopodis
Lineage: Eukaryota; Metazoa; Platyhelminthes; Monogenea; Polystomatidea; Polystomatidae
Source: the annotation of a GenBank genome assembly